Molecule: messenger RNA, 902 nt
Organism: Cucurbita moschata (crookneck pumpkin)
Lineage: Eukaryota; Viridiplantae; Streptophyta; Magnoliopsida; Cucurbitales; Cucurbitaceae
Product: E3 ubiquitin ligase BIG BROTHER-related
Exons: 1
Coding region: 44-679 (211 amino acids)
Source: RefSeq, a predicted model, not a curated record
GCUCGUGUUGCACUGCUCUCGGAGAUUUUGAUCAUUUGUUGUAAUGGAAGAGCAAGAGGAUAAGCAACUCCCUCAGAGGAUUUCCCGUGCUUAUGUGGAACAGGUGAACACAGAUUUUAUUAUGGCCUUGGCAAUGCAGCAGCAGGAGCAUGAGAGGAACUACACGAUGCUCGAGACCAUCGAAAGUGAUAGCGAAGAAGAUGAACGUUCAGAUUCCAACAGCAGCAAUGGUCUCGACCACACCAAUGACUCCUUCCAAAGCCAAGAACUUCAUUCCCCGUGGGGUUUUCUUGCAGACGACGAGGAGGAGACUACGGAUGAUAAUGAAUAUAUGGACGAAGACGAAGAAGAAGAUAUCGAGGAGUUUGAUUUGGAUGAGCUAAGCUAUGAAGAGUUGAUUGCAUUAGGGGAGUUCAUUGGAGAAGAAAAGAGGGGACUACCGAUGAACGAAAUACCUUCGUGCUUGCACUCGAGCAAGUUUCAAACCAUCGAAAACAAAAGCGGUAUAGAUCGGUGUGUGAUUUGCCAAGUUGAAUAUGAAGAUAGUGAAGAAUUGGCUGCCCUUCCUUGUGAGCAUCCUUACCAUUCAGAAUGUAUAAGCAAAUGGCUUCAAAUCAAAAGGGUUUGUCCAAUAUGUGGCACAGAAGUUUCAUCUCCCAAGCCUUCUAAAAAUGCUUAAUAUCUUCAUGAUUUGUUCAUUAAUUGAAAGGAAUCUGAAGAAUAUCAAGAACUUCGCAAAGAAAACAGGGAGGUUUAUUUCUUCAUAUUCAUAUACUUUUUAAUGUCAAUACCUCAUCCUAAAGAACCCUCUUUAGCUUUAAUUAUAUUGCAAAUUGUUUUUAUUACAUUGAUUGUGACUCAUUGAUAGUAUUAUAUAGAAUCUCCCUCACAUUUUAUGUAUA